CGUUCCUUUUCCUCCCUCUCCCUCUCUUCUCUUGCUAUCUACGCGUCCUCACCCGUUCAAGCUGGCGGCCCCUUUUUCAUCCAGAGCAUUCGUUUGUUUGCUCGUCCUCUGACGUAUCGCACGUCCAAGUCUGUCGUUUUCAUCACAAGAUAUACCAACACUCCUUUGCUAUUUCUUUUCUUGUAGCUGUAUUACUUUCCUCGGCCAUGUCUCCAUCUCUCGUUACUCUUGCCACGGCCUUUCUGGCCUGUGCCUCGACGGCUACGGCUGCCAAGGCUUACCAGAUCGAGGAGACCUAUGAUACCAGCAACGUCAAUAGCAAGUGGAACUUUUUUGAGAGCAAGUUUGAUACUGGUAACGUCCGGGACAUUGACCCAACCGAGGGCUUCGUCAACUACCGCUCCUACAACGAUGCCAAGGCACUGGGUGUCCUCUCAGAGGAGUCGGGUUCCAUCAUGAUGAAGCCCAACUUCCCCACGGGCAUCACUGCCAAGGGCAAGGGCCCCGACAGCGUCCGUCUGGAAAGCAAGGCCCGUUACCAGCAGGGGCUCUUCAUCGCCGACUUCUCGCGCUUCCCCAAGCCGGUGUGCGGUUCCUGGCCCGCCUUUUGGAUGUUUGGCAACUCGUGGCCCGAGGAGGGCGAGCUCGACAUCUACGAGGGCUGGAACGUGCAGCCCGUCAACGGCAUCGCCCUGCACACUGACCACGCGGCCAAGGUCGGCAGCUGCCACAUCGACGCGCAGGACGUCAACGCCGACGUACAGACCACCAACUGCGACAACUUCUUCACCGACAUCCCCAAGCAGUGGGAGGGUACCGCCUGCCUCGUCAAGGAGCGCAAUGGCCUCUGGGGGAACCCCACCGGCGGCGUCUACGCCAUUGAGUGGUCCUCGCGCAACGUCAGCGUCUGGAGCUGGGCUCACGAGAAGACCCCCGCCGACGUCCUCGACGGCAAGCCCAACCCGCGCACCUGGGGCCAGCCUCACUUCUUCGUCGGCGACUCCAAGUGCGACAUCGAGCGCGUCCUCAGCAACCAGAAGAUUGUUCUCAACCUGGACUUUUGCGGCGUUACGGCCGGAAACGAGGGAAUCUGGGGACAGGAGUGCAAGGCCAAGACAGGCGCUGCCACCUGUACUGAAUAUGUGGCCGGCAACCCAUCGGCUUUUAGCGAUGUUGCUUUUGGCCUGAAGAACAUCAAGGUCUACCAGAACAAGGAGAUUGAAGAGCCCAAGCCGACUACCACUGCUCAGUCCACCACCACCACCGCCACCCCCAGCAGCACCUCUUCGUUGUCCUCUACCACGAAGACCACGGAAAGCCCUUCAGCCACCGGUAUCACAACCUCCCCCUCGACCACCGCUACCACCACCGCUUCUUCGACUGAAGCCUCUACCAGCGCCUCGUCAACACUGACCACAACAACGCCACCAAGCACAAACCAGUCCACAACCGCGACUCCUGCACCCACCAGCGACUGCGAGGACGAUGAGCCCACCGGUACCCCCACGCAGUCCACAACCAAGACCAGCACCAUGGCCUCAGGCACUGCCACCACCAAGGAGCCCGAGCAGUCCAUCACCUCGACUAUCACGACCACCAAGACGUAUGUCAUUACUUCGUGCGCACCCACCGUGACCAAGUGCCCGCUCGGCCAGGUUACAUCUGAGGUCAUCACCACCACAACCGUCUGCCCAGUAACUGCAACUGGCACCGGCUCUGCUACCACUGUCACUGGCUCUGGCUCUACCUCUACCAUCACACCCAUUGGCACUCUUACCGCCCCCACCGGUACUGCCACCACCAAGCAGCCCGAGCAGUCGGUCACUUCGACCAUUACAACCACCAAGACCUACACCAUCACAUCUUGCGCCCCCACCGUGACCAAGUGCUCGAUCGGCCAGGUGACAUCCGAGGUUGUUACGACUACGACAGUCUGCCCAGUGACCGCAACCGGCACCGGCUCUGCUACCACUGCAACUGGCUCUACCAGUACUAUCACUCCCAUUGGCACCCCUACCGGUACUGCCACCACCAAGGCCACCACAAAGACGCCCGAGCAAUCCGUGACCUCGACCAUCACAACCACAAAGACCUACACCAUCACAUCUUGCGCGCCCACCGUAACCAAGUGCCCAAUCGGCCAGGUCACAUCCGAGGUCAUCACCACCACCACCAUCUGCCCACCCGAGCCCACGACGACACUCCAAACCACGACCGUCCACAGCACGCUGUCGCUGACAUCGACGGUCCGCAUCACGCGCCCUACAUCUUCCCUUUCAUCCAAAUCGUCCCCUCCCUUCCCCUCGUCGUCGGCCGUCGGCAGCAACUCGACCCUCCCGGCCAGCACCAAGACCGCCACGCCGACGUUGACGAGGGGCACGGCGACCGGCACCGGCACAGUGAUUAAGCCGACAACCGCGACCACGACACCGUCUGUGCCCGUCGUCACGGCCGGCGCGUCUGGUGUCGAGGCCGCUGGGCUGUUGGCCUUUGGAGCCCUCUUUUUGUUUGCCUUGUAA
This is a messenger RNA of Pyricularia grisea, 2519 nucleotides long. RefSeq lists its product as uncharacterized. The record is from RefSeq and is a predicted model, not a curated record. The transcript is spliced from 2 exons. Gene Ontology annotation, molecular function: hydrolase activity, hydrolyzing O-glycosyl compounds. Gene Ontology annotation, biological process: glucan catabolic process. The coding region runs from base 207 to 2519 and encodes 770 amino acids. NCBI's taxonomy places the organism in Eukaryota, Fungi, Ascomycota, Sordariomycetes, Magnaporthales, Pyriculariaceae.